CGAUGACUAAACAAAUUUACAAAUGAACUGACUUUUGCAGAGUAUAUGGGGAAUGCUGCAGAAAUAAUGAAUCAAAAUUCUUCAGAAUAUGGGUCAAAAAUUGAUCAUCGCAUGAGUUUAGCUUGGGAUGAUGCCUUCUUCACAAGUCCUGGAAUUCUGGAUCCUGAAGAGUUGUUUGGGGGGCUGGAUUUUCGGAUUGUGCCUUCGGAGUCCCUGGAGAAAGAACAAGCAAAGAGUAAUCAUGAGAUUAACACUCGGAGAAGUUUAGCAUGGGAUACUGCCUUCUUUACAAGUGCUGGAGUUCUGGAUCCUGAAGAGUUGUGUAGGGUAAAUAAAGGUUUUAAGAAGUCUGAUAUACAGCUAAUUCCUGAAGUUGAAGAAAAUAUUUGGAGUCCUGCUGAAUCUAACUCGUUGAUAAAUAGAGAUUUUUCAUCACUAGCAAGCCUGGAGAUUGACUUGUUUGAUGAUUCAAAAUCAUCCAUCCAUGAAACCAGUAAAGCAACCGAUGUUAGGACUUCUAGUUGCAAAUUUGGAGGGGAAAAUGGAUUGCAGAAUACCCACUGUUUGAAGAAAUCAGAUGUUUCCUCAAUAGUGAAGGUGAAAUCCAAUCUAGCUUCGAAGAGGCAAAAUGUUCACAAAGGUGUUUUUGAAAGGAUCACGAAGGCGACUUCUGUUCCUCCACUAGCACAAAAAGUUGCAAGAGGAGGAUAUUGCAGUCCUUCAUCAGCUCUUAAACCACUGAAGGCAUCAAGCCAUGUCAACUCUCCAUUGACAACUCCCGGCAAGAGGGCAUCUUCUGGUUCAAAUCAUAUGAAAAUGGAAAAUAAAGCUCAAAAAGUUGCACCAGGGCAACAAAUGAUUCUAUCAAAAAGACCUUGUCUGGAAAAAUCAUCCCCAAAAUCGCCUUCUUUGAGUUCACACACUCCCUUUUCUAAGUCUUCAGGACUCGGCAAGGCCAUAUCUGAUUCUGCUUGUAGAUUUUCUCUCAACCCUCUUAGAAGAAAAAUUGACUCUAGACUGGUUUCUUCUGGUUCACCCUCUCCUCUGAGAAAUUUCCCCGGAAACAAAUUUGAAGGACUAAAUUCUAGCUUUAUUGAUAGAUGGUUCUCUGGGUCACCUGCUUCUAUCAAUCAAAGAUCUAUCAGUUCCACAGAAAGCCUGGAGCGCACUUGUAAGGAGAUUUCUUCUGAUCAUGAUUCUUCGAAAGCAUCGGAUUCUGAGCACCAUAUCUGCGAUCGAAACUGCUUUACACUAGGAGAUCAAGACAAUAGGCCGUUGAAUCAACAUGCCAAGACAAUCUCAGUCCGAAAGAGUUCUGUUCUUGCUAAUAUCUCAUCAAGCAUCAAACCUUCGGGCCUUCGAAUGCCAUCUUCAAACACGGGUUAUUUUGAUGCGCUGCGUUCUGUAGCACUGACACCAAAAAGAGACCUGAAGUUCCAUUCUGGGGUUCACAGCAGUUCUUCUAGAACUGGAAGAGGCAUAGCUGACCACAAUGGAGCAGCAACUAGAACAAUGCGCAGCAAGCUUCAAACCAGUGGAUCGUUAUCAAAGAUUGACUCCCAAAAAACUGGAGAAAAGUGUCAUCCUUUAGGAAUGAAGAAAGAGGGUGUAGACAGACUAAGAACCACAAAUCUUGAAGAUACCAAAUCUCCUCUACGUAUACUUGCUGAUGAUGACAAGGAAAACUUGUGCAGCUUCCAUGAUCAGGUGGAAUAUUUAAGCAAACAUAUUGAGACUAUUAAAUUCAGCCCGGAAUUAGAGAUAUAGCCGAAAGCAGCGAAGGUUCCAUCCCAAUAUGAACUUUUGGCCUCUAUAAUUCUGAAAGCCAUUGUGCUUCAGGAUCUUACAGUUCUCGAUUUUGUUUUUGCAAGGAUUUUUAGAACAUUUUAGCAACUAACCAUCCACAACAAAGUGAGAUUUUACAUUAAUAGUUUCUGCGACCGACAAUCA
Mangifera indica (mango) is the source of this 1950-nucleotide messenger RNA. RefSeq lists its product as uncharacterized. Lineage: Eukaryota; Viridiplantae; Streptophyta; Magnoliopsida; Sapindales; Anacardiaceae. The transcript has 8 exons. Bases 46 to 1767 code for a protein of 573 amino acids. Gene Ontology annotation, molecular function: microtubule binding. The record is from RefSeq and is a predicted model, not a curated record.